Phalaenopsis equestris is the source of this 1478-nucleotide messenger RNA. RefSeq names its product AT-hook motif nuclear-localized protein 23-like. Bases 372 to 1217 code for a protein of 281 amino acids. Gene Ontology annotation, cellular component: nucleus. Gene Ontology annotation, molecular function: minor groove of adenine-thymine-rich DNA binding; DNA-binding transcription factor activity. The record is from RefSeq and is a predicted model, not a curated record. The transcript has a single exon. NCBI's taxonomy places the organism in Eukaryota, Viridiplantae, Streptophyta, Magnoliopsida, Asparagales, Orchidaceae.
ACCAAGCUUGAUUCACUCCCCUCCCCUUCUUCAUAAACCCUAGUUUAUGAAAUUUUUAAUUACUCCACAUCACCUCGCCAUUAACUCACAUAUCAUGGCACUGCUCUCCUUCUCUCCCUUAUUAUUUUAUACAAUCGUCGAGUUCAGUGGAACCACUCCUGUGCUAUUUGUCCCUCUCCCUUUCCUUUUUCUCUGAAAUUGUUCCUCGUUCUUUGUAUGUUUGCCCUCUUCCCCUCCGCAUCUAACUUUCAAGCGUUUCUGUUUUCUCCUCCUUUCAUUUUUUAAAUCAUUUCCAACUCCUUUUCGCUUUUUUAAUUCAAUUAAAACAUUUCUCCCCCCUUCCAUCCAUAAACUACUUCUUUGAUGCAACCAUGGCGGGCCUGGAUCUAGGCACCGCCUCUCGUUUCGUUCACCAACUCCAACUCCGCUCUGACCUCCAUCUCCAACACCACAACCCUGAAUCCUCCGAUGAAGAUCAAAAGAACAACGCCGGCGGCGAGAACAGCGGCGGCGAUGGCUCCGCACAGGGCCUCGAAUUAAUCUCUUCAGGAGACAUAGUAGGCCGGCGACCACGAGGCCGUCCCGCCGGUUCAAAAAAUAAACCUAAACCACCAGUCAUCAUCACCCGCGAGAGCGCCAACACUCUCCGAGCCCAUAUUUUAGAGAUCGGCGGAGGAUGCGAUGUCUUCGACUGCGUGGCAUCUUACGCGCGCAAAAGGCAACGCGGCGUCUGCGUGCUGAGUGGGAGCGGAACGGUAACCAACGUCAGUCUCCGGCAACCGUCAUCUUCCGGCUCGGUUGUGACUCUCCACGGCCGCUUCGAGAUCUUAUCCUUAUCCGGUUCCUUUCUUCCACCACCUGCACCACCGGGUGCGACCAGUCUUUCAAUUUUUCUCGCCGGAGGACAAGGGCAGGUGGUGGGAGGAAACGUGGUGGGGGCUUUAUACGCCGCCGGGCCGGUGAUCGUUAUCGCGGCGUCUUUUACGAACGUGGCGUAUGAAAGGCUGCCUCUCGAGGAAGAAGAGCCACCGCAGAUGCAGGGAUCUGCGGCAACCGGUGAAGGUAACGGUGGCGGCGGUGGAAGCCUUGGGAAUCCUUUUCCAGAUCCAGCGGGAUUGUCAUUCUUUAACUUACCGUUAAAUAUGGCGGGGCAGCUACCCGUGGAGGGCGGUCAUGGGCCGUGGGCAGGUAACGGAACGAGCCGGCCGCCGUUUUGAAUUUGAAAAAGGAAAAUGUUGACGGAAGGGUUGAGGAUGAAUCCAUUGCGAUGAGAGGCUGUGAAAAAAGGUAAGCUGUGAAAUUUCAUUAUUUGGGUCUGUGUACCAGUAGUCGCUAGUUCCUGUUAGCGUUACUUCUUCUUCUUCGCCGGCUCUUUUGCUAUUUAAGGUUUACUGUGGUUUAUAAUUCUAUGAUGUCUAUUCGGGGUUUGUUUAAAUUAAUACUUAUGAAAACUGUGGCUUGCAUGUUGUGUUUAGUGG